This is a messenger RNA of Saccostrea echinata, 581 nucleotides long. RefSeq lists its product as uncharacterized. Bases 31 to 468 code for a protein of 145 amino acids. The transcript has 6 exons. NCBI's taxonomy places the organism in Eukaryota, Metazoa, Mollusca, Bivalvia, Ostreida, Ostreidae. The record is from RefSeq and is a predicted model, not a curated record.
UGCAGCAACACCAAUCAUUUCAGACAGAAAAUGCAUUCUAUAGUUGUACUCCUUUCGCUGAUGGUAUGUACAUGUGUGACGUCACACUCCCAUGUAGGAGCACAAUCCACAGGUGAGAACUGGCCAAUGAAUAUGCUUGGUUCGAGAUCAAGGUCUAGUGUAUCUAGGAGUCUUCCCCCAGAGGCUUCCAAUAUGUUAUGGUCGCUUUCCUCCUCAAUGAAUGGAGGGAUUCCCCGAGGGGGCUCUGAGGGUUUGGUCAAUCUCCAAAGUAUGCUAGGAAAUAGACAUCAAAAGCGAAGAAGGGUUUUACAACCUGUUGUGGUCAGACCACAUAUAGUGAGACAGAACCAAGAUAGAGAUAUGCAGCAGUUGAUGCAGUUAUUGCCCCUUCUAUCAAUGACUGAAGCAGGUGAAGGUAUGAUGGAAAUGCUACCUCUGUUACUUAUGCAGAAAAACACACGAUUUUGAUUCAUCAUCGACCUUUGUUCCUCACCUCCUGAAGUCAUCCCGAUGAAUGCUAUGUUUAGCUUUUAUUUGAUUAAAAGAAAGAUGUGUUAAAUUGAAUAAAUAUAAUUUUAUUU